AUGAAGUAUUGAUUAAAAAUGAUAUAUCUAGGUUUUAUUUGAUGAAAGAAAUGAAAAUGUUAAUAAAAUAUUUACAUUCAUAGAAGAAUGUUUUUAGUAAGGAGAGAGUUGCUUAGUCCAUUCAGUUAGAGGGUAGAGUAGAGCUUGUUGUGUACUUGCAGCAUAUUUUAUGA
Paramecium sonneborni is the source of this 173-nucleotide messenger RNA. Lineage: Eukaryota; Ciliophora; Oligohymenophorea; Peniculida; Parameciidae. The record is from the annotation of a GenBank genome assembly.